GCUGUAGGAAGGGUCAACUGUAAUUGAUUGUGUGGAAAAACUUGAAAUUGUUGCGAUAUUUUGCCUUCAUUACUCAUUCUGACAGAGCUCAUUUGAUGUGACAUUUUUAAGGUGUGUGUAAAAUGUGAUUUUAAACCUGGGAGUCAAGUCAUUGUUGAGUAGUGAGACACGAGCGUAUUAGCCAGGUAAGUUCCCACAAUGAAGCCCCCGUGUUGUCCAGGUGUGUUAGACACUCGGCUUAUGGACACACAUCACUGCGUCUUCGCGGUUUAAAAACUUACAGAUCAUUUUAAGAUCCUGUGUGGCUUAUAAAGAACCCGUUGUCUAGUGGGCCAUAAUUCAACAUUGGGUAAGUGAUCGUGAUUUUUGUGUGUGAGUGGUCAAUGUCAAAGUUAUUGGUGGAAAAGCCUGCACGGGUCAAAACCUUAGUGUGUUGUCUUUAACUUAAAACUUAGAUCAGAAUAUUGUGAUAAGGAAGUCGAUUCAAGCGAUUACCAGUUUGUUGACGAAAGACCACAAGAAGUGAAGAGAGGCACCGGGGGGGGGGUAUCAAACAUUCUGGGAGAACUUGUCACAGCAACCACAUUUCCACACGAAGCACUAGGUCGGAAAGUGUUAUAAGCGGUCGUUUAUACACCAGAUUGAUAAAUCGUUUAAACAUUGUUAAAAUAUUUUCACCGGGUUAUUGUUUUUCCCGUCCCCCAAAAUCCAAUGGAUUGUUAUCUUUCUAACCACGGCAUAGAACUCCAAGUAUAAUGUAAGUAUUGAAAGGUGAUGUUUGGGCUCUCUUCUGGUUGGAAUUAGACCCACUCGGGUCGUAACUGGCAACAUUCUCGUUGUAACUAAUCACACUCUGGCUGUAACUGACCACAAUAAAAGUGGGUCAAGAGGGAAUCUAGAGUAGGCCAAAUUUUGGCCAGGAGAGAGUUAAGAGCGGAUCAAGAGUUGGCCAAGAGUGGGUCAAAGAGUGGGUCAAAAAGUGGGUCAAGGAAGGUGACCUCAUGACGAACAACGAGGCGCCACAUGCUCCCUUGAACCUGGACCGACCCCCCCCCAUCCCUCCUUUACAAUGAACAGCACCCCCAUGAUGGGAUCAUUUAUCGAGUAAGGACUUACAAUUUCAUUACUCCAUACCCUAGACAGCACACAUUGUAAAGAGAGGUCAGUGAAUACACGUCUUAAUGGAAGAAAUGGUCUUUAAGAAUCGAGCAGACUCACCUUUAAUUAUUACCUUCCUGACAACCAGGGGCGUCAUUUCAGGAGUUUUAAUGUGGGUGAGGGUCAAAAUCAAAACGUGGUCGGCUUGUCAAGUUUUUUUAUUACUGGAGGCGCUACAGCACAAUUCAAUUUAAAUAAGUCCUGAAAAUUCAAGGGAUUUGGGGGGGGGGGGAGGGGGAAUGCCCCACCUGCCCUACCCAAAUGACGCCCAUGCUGAAAACCAGCUUUUUUUUUUUAUUACUGGGGGCGCUACAGCACAAGUCAAUUUAAAUAAGUCCUGAAAAUUCAAGGGAUUUGGGGGGGGGGGGAGGGGGAAUGCCUCACCUGCCCUACCCAAAUGACGCCCAUGCUGAAAACCAGCUUUUCUUCUUCUUCACUUUAUCACCCUUGUCUCAUUUUUUAAAAUUUAUCAUUUUGUAACUAUGGAAAACAGUUUGAUCAAAAGUUGGUUUUCAAAAAGCAAGAGUUUUUUUUUUUUGCUGACAUGUCAGAUGUCACACUGUCCAUCAAGACGUACUUCUUCUGUCUAGUUGAGGCAGCUUACAACGACCCGUGAUUAACAGCAAUCCAAUCAAUUUUUUAUGUCUACAUUCUAAUAAGUAUCAUAAUCACGUGACCCCACAGGCCUUGACCUCUUCAAACCCUGGUCCUCUUUUCAAAUUGUUUCGAUACGAAGAUGUCCAGUCAUUUAACUUGGCAUAUGGCAAAAAUAGUGCGGCCAUCCAGUGCAGUGUCAUCGUGACAAACAGUGCUGUCACUCAGUAUGGCUAAAUAGUGCCGUCACUCAAUGCUGGCGUAUGGCUAAAUAGUGCCGUCACUCAAUGCUGGCGUAUGGCUAAAUAGUGCCGUCACUCAAUGCUGGCGUAUGGCUAAAUAGUGCUGUCUCUCAGUGCUGGCGUAUGGCUAAAUAGUGCUGUCCCUCAGUGCUGGCGUAUGGCUAAAUAGUGCUGUCACUCUGUGCUAGCGUAUGGCUAAAUAGUGCUGUCACUCAGUGCAUGUCAUCGUUAUUUUUAUUUUAGAAACUUAUAAUUUAACUGUUAACACUGCAGGUCACAUACUUUUUUCACCUGCUGCUAAUGUCAGUUUACAGAUGGGAUUUUUAGAGGCGACUUUAUCCAAAAAAAAAAUGAAAUAUUGUCCUAAUAAAUGAACAAAUUCUACUACAGGGUAACUGUUACUAAAACAAACUAUGUCUCUCAUUCGCUAUCUUUCUCUCUCUACCCGUUCUCUCACUCUCUCUACCUGUCUCUCACUCUCUCUACCUGUCUCUCACUCUCUCUACCUGUCUCUCACUCUCUCUACCUGUCUCUCACUCUCUCUACCUGUCUCUCACUCUCUCUGCCUGUCUCUCUCUACCUGUCUCACACUCUCUCUACCUGUCUCUCACUCUCUCUACCUGUCUCUCACUCUCCCUGCCUGUCUCUCUCUACCUGUCUCUCACUCUCUCUCUACCUGUCUCUCACUCUCUCUACCUGCCUCUCACUCUCUUACUCAUUCUCACAUUUCCUUAUCACUUUUUGUAGAUCUAACUAUUUCUAAACUUCUCUCUCCUUCUCUCUCUCCUUCUCUCCUUCUCUCUCUCUCUCUCUCUCUCUCUCUUUCUCUCUCUCUCUCUCUCUCUCUCUCUCUCUCUGAUAAGGACUAAGCACACGUGGAAGGGGCAAAGAACCCCGCAUGAUCCCGCCAAUACCUUUGAUGAUCUGUUUAAUCUCAGCGUCAUCAGUCUGGGCUUUUCCUCGAGGCUUAUCUCCGUGUCUGUGAGUUAACCUUAAGUCUGUGGCCUGGGCUGGGAGAUAAGCCUCACGGAGCUACUUCUGGAUACACGACCUUUGACAACGAAGUAAAAUGUUCAGUCUGACAGGAAGGCACACAGAGGCGUAUCCAAUUAUAAAUAUCGAUUGGGCAAUGAUAUUUGUAUUUUGUUUUUUCCUCUCCAGACAUUCAAACCUCAAGCAUAACUCACGAAUUGAAUUGAAUGUCACAUGUCAAAUUCUUACGUAACAAUGUGUCAUAAUCACAGCCAAUCUGGUUUAGGCAGAAAAAUACGUGUUUGAACGUCCCCUCACACUGACCUCCCACCCACCCCCCCUGUUAUCUAUGUAACAACUACAUACAUGUAGCCAUGGGCGCCCAUACAUGUAGCCAUGAGCGCCCAUACAUGUAGCCAUGAGCGCCCAUACAUGUAGCCAUGAGCGCCCAUACAUGUAGCCAUGAGCGCCCAUACAUGUAGCCAUGAGCGCCCAUACAUGUAGCCAUGAGCGCCCAUACAUGUAGCCAUGAGCGCCCAUACAUGUAGCCAUGAGCGCCCAUACAUGUAGCCAUGAGCGCCCAUACAUGUAGCCAUGAGCGCCCAUACAUGUAGCCAUGAGCGCCCAUACAUGUAGCCAUGAGCGCCCAUACAUGUAGCCAUGAGCGCCCAUACAUGUAGCCAUGAGCGCCCAUACAUGUAGCCAUGAGCGCCCAUACAUGUAGCCAUGGGCGCCCAUACAUGUAGCCAUGGGCGCCCAUACAUGUAGCCAUGGGCGCCCAUACAUGUAGCCAUGGGCGCCCAUACAUGUAGCCAUGGGCGCCCAUACAUGUAGCCAUGGGCGCCCAUACCAUGUAGCUGAAAGUUCAUUACCACGUAUCGCGAACGUUAAGAUUUAAUCAUCAACUGCAAACAAUUACUUAGACAUUUUGUGGCGUAGCCUGUAGCAUGUAGCAUGUAGCAUGUACAUGAUAGUUAGCAAACCCUAGUCCAGGAUCUUAGUUACUGUUCACCUGCCACGAUAUUGUUGUGCUUAGACACAAAGUCUCUCAUCGACGUAUAUCGACCAGUGCAUUCAAUCUUAAAGAUAGUUACUGCAUAGAUAUAAUUAAUUUCUUUCUAUUUUAAAAAAAUGCAAAGUCUGUUGAAUAAAAUGCUCCCGUAUCCCAUGAAUCUGGUCUGUGUUUCAGCUUAUAAUUUUUGCAAGCGAUGUAAUUUGAAACUAUUUUUCUAAAAAAUAAACAAAUGGAAACUACCAGAUUACCCUUUAAACACCUAUUUUAUAAUUUUUUUUUUAAAUUUUUUAUCUAUCACAAAAUUGUUGAUUUUAAAUUAGUUAACUAAAAAAUGUAAAAUUUUCCUUUCAGGCUGUUAUGGUGUAUUUUGUCAACUAACUUUGUCAUGGCUUUAAUUUGUAAACGCGUGAUCACAAACCUCAUUUGUUCGCACUUGUUGUAUCAGUGACUCGAAUGUCUCAGUGACUCGAGUGUCUCAGUGUGACACGGGUGUAAGAUGACAACAUGACACACUUUACCCUGUUCGUCGUCUUACCACUCCAAGAGAUAUGCUCCUUGAGGAGUCUCCCCAGCGGAACCACAAUCAGAGAUGUCCGGAACAGACUCGAAAUGGCCGCUGGACUUCCUGGCCAGGUUUACAAGCUGACCAGCAGCAAUGGCCAGGUGCUUCACGAAGAGUGCGAGUUGAUUGUGGGUCAAAAUGUGUGGGAUGGCUUCAUCGUACGGGUGCAGCUGUUGAACAGUUGGCAGCCAAUGUAUGACGCCGUAACAUCGGGAGAUGUGGAUUGGUUGCUGAGGUAAGUUUACAUGUAAGCUAUACAACACAUUCUUCGGGAAAUUUGUCAUGAUUGAUGGAGUAAUGCUAUGGGUAAAUAUAAAAACUAACAAAUUUGUUUUUUAAUUGUCUCUUUUAAACAACUGUUAAAAUUACCUCGUGCUAAUUAAUUAGAGAUUUGUUUUUAAAAAAAACUUUGAAAUUGACUUACUAGAAACGGCGCCAUUAGUAUGACUCAAGUUGACGAAGAUGACGUGGACAAAAGUCAAGUGUAUGACGUCGUCGAGGAGAGAGGAGCCGUGGCUCUCUACCUGGCCAGUUGGAGGGGAUCAGAUCACACGUGUCAAGCGCUACUGUCCGCAGGUGGGUCACGGUGGGUCACAACGUCAGCCUGCCGUUUCGCAGGUGCAUGAGAAUGGGUUUAAUUAUUGGGAGUUUAAUGAUUGUGGGUCUAAUGAUUGUGGGCUUAAUGAUUGUGGGGUUAAUGAUUGUGGUUUUAAUGGUUUAAACCUUAAAUAAAGUCAUUUUUAAAUAAAGUCAUGUUUAAAUGAAGUCAGGUUUAAAACUGGAUAUGGACUAUAAUAUCAAGGGUCUAUACGAAAUUGUCGACUUUGCUGUCUUUCACUCCUACUCUACGUUUUGAAACUUUGAAGCCAUUAAGGUUCAAACUUCAAUUACAACAAUCAACCGUUGCAAGGUUUAGAUUUACAAUAAAUGAUUAUAUUAUUAUGUUUAUUUUGAUCGAUUUUUUUUCUCAUUUAAGUGUUGUUGUUUUUUUAAACUAUUUUAAACAGGGGUCAACCCAAAUGGCCGGACACCAUUCCGACGAACAGCGAUAUUCGCAGCCGUCGCCAAGGACAACGAUCGCGUCUUGGAGGUUCUCCUGAAGCACGGCGCAAAGACGUCCGUCAAAGAUUACAACGGUGAGACGGCUCUGGACGUGGCGAGGCGAGGAUUCUCGAGGCUGUGCGUCAACGUCUUGAGAUCCUUUCAACUGCGGAAUGGGGGGACGCUGGUACCGUCCAGGAGCAACGGGGUCACCUUGUCUUCUCCUAGGAGCAGGUCGCCCGGCAGCUCGUGCAACCUUUCUUUUCACCAACAUGGUGGGCGUGGUCAAAGUGAAGACGACCACUCCCCGCGAGGGGACAGGGAAGUGACGUCAGGAAAUUGCCCAAGGACGAAGAAGGUUAACGGAAUCUUCAGACCUCGUUCUGGCGUUUCCACAUCCAGCAGUACAGCACGGCGUGUGAAAUUCCAUGACGAGGUACUGAACGUUAGACUUAACAUUUGUAACGGAGAUCCCACAACUCCCGAAGCUCAUCGUCAAAAGUAUUCUAAACCUUCCCUUAGAAAUCAGCAGACGCUCCCCCAGGGGCAAUCUAUCAUUCCUAGGACCCCCAAUGCUGCUCAGCUAAGAGUAGCCGUUCCUUCUCCAAGAAAGCCACUGGAAUUAUCGAACGUGAUUACGUGGAAUGAGGGUCAGUGUUUAGAUUCUGAAUUCCUGACAGUUAGAUCAGCGUUUAGAGAAGGUAAAGUAUCGGUACCGGUGAAAACGUAUGGACAGAUGUAUGCUCCAGAGCAAGACAUUCUGAGCGACACCACAAAUGCUGGUGAUCACUCCUUGGGGGACUCUUUCUCGGCAUCCAACUUCAAUGAAAACAAUCACAGGAGCUCCGAAGCUGCUGAAAUCAACGUGUCAAUGACUUCGUUACGCAUCGAUGACGCCUCUUCUCUGACCAAUGACAGCACAUCGUCAAUGAAGGACGCGGAUUCUCGGAGUGUUACCAGCGACCCUAAGGUCACCAACGGGCGGGUCAGCAGUGCAAGAAGCUGCCCAGGAAGCUUAGGAACAAUUCAAAGGCCGAAACUGUCGACCCGCAUAGGAUCCUCUCCCCCCUUUGGCAGAAAUAAGUAAGUGCAUCAGACAGGUGAUAAGUGAGUUGCCUGCAUGUGUAAGAUAUACACACGUAGUUUUUUUUUUUGCUGUGGCUCUUCAUUGCCGUGGCUCUUCAUUGCCGUGGCUCUUCAUUCCCAUGGCUCUUCAUUCCCGUGGCUCUUCAUUGCCGUGGCCCUUCAUUCCCAUGGCUCUUCAUUGCCGUGGCUCUUCAUUGCCGUGGCUCAUCAUUGCCGUGGCCCUUCAUUAACCAAACCUUUUCAUGUCUGAGAUAUUAUUUUUGUAUUUGGACCUUUUCGAAACUGUCAUUGUGAUUUAAGCCGUUUGGUUAUCGGAACUGCAUGUGGGAUUUAUUUCUUUGCUCAUCUGUUGUCAACAACUCAGAGUUGAAAUUCCCAUGGAUUCUAUUUAUCUUUCAGAGCUGAAAGAUUUUAAUUCAAUUUUUUUUCAAACUUAACUGAUGAUCAGACAUUUCAGCACGCAUCCAACAGACGAAGGCAAAGUAGAAAACAGAAAUCAGUGUAACUUAAAACGUUGUUCGUUCAACAAAAUUCAAGUCCGUAAUGUUUUGUCAACUGUAUUUCAUUUUAAAUAUUUUUUUCACCCCGAAAUAUGCUGUCUUUUCGUCUCUAUGGCAACGGUGGGUAAAUGUUUCUAACAGAUCUUCCUGAAUUUACCAUUAGUCUCAACGCCCAUAUUAUUAACGUAAGAAAUCAUCUUGUUUGUAUUAAAAAAAAAUAUAAAAAAAAGUUCAAGAAAGGAGAGUUUAUUACAAUGUUUGAAAUUAAUUUAUUUCAGAAAGCGAAAAGAAACAAGCAAAUCUUUGGAUGACACGAAGAGGGCAAAGGUUAGAAUUCACUUAGCCGAACAGAGUAAACGCCAAUCAACGGCGGCUUUAAAAAGAGCGGAAUCCUUUGAAAAAUGGCUCCAUCGAAAACGACAGCAAGAAACGAACGACUCGGGGUCGAGCGACUCGGCCAGUGAAUCUGACGGUGACAGCGACGAGAAAAACGACGCGGCUUUUAACAGCUGGUUGAAAAAGGUUCGCGAAAGACCAAAAAGCAGAACCAGUCACCAGACUCCUGGGAAGUUUGACCCUAGAAAGCCGCAGUCUGUUCAAGGAUUGGUUGGCAUGGCAAGCGUUCCCGCGAGACGACCCACGGGGAUAUCCGAAGUUUCUUCGUACGUGAAUGAAUUCAAAGCAUGGAAAAAACGGCAGAGUCACAACACGGACGUUUGCAGGACGCUGGACGCCGAUGAGGCGAAGAGGCGCCUCGAGGAGAAGCGCCAACAGCUGCUGGCCAUGGCGAUAACCUUUGACGAAUGGAUGGCUCACGCCGAGGAAAGGAAAGUGAUGCUGGAGGUGAUUCUGAAAGCGGACGAACAGAGGCUGGAUGAGAUUAAGAAGAUGAAUUUUGCAAAACGACUGGAGAAGAACAUAUCCUUUCAACAAUGGCGACAGAAGCUGGAAAAACGAGAACGGUUACAAAGGGCUUUCAACCUGCGCAUGCGCAUUGAGGAGGCGCGUGAAGGUCAAAGAAACGCCACGAGUCGCAGUAGCGCCGCGAUUACGCACGACGAGUGGUUGUCAAGGCAACGCUUACAGGGCGCCGAUGGUCGCCAAAAUACAAGACAUUCAUGAUUAGCUUUUCAACCAAAAGUUUGAUAUUGUGUUUUCUGAUGUUUUCUUUUCAGGACAAAUUGAUGUGAGAUUACAAAUGGUGUUAUUUCAAUUAAUGAUCAAUGUCUGCCCAAUACUUGCUAAAAUUGUAACUGAAACGAUUGCGUUAAAGAGGGGUGAGUAAAAAGACCAUUGAAUUAGACAACUGAUGUAGACAUACCGAACGCAAGAUCUGAGUUGAAAAUUUACAUGACUGACCUCAGGGUCUUUUAGUUAAACUCUCCAAACACAAAUAAAUUUAACCUCAUCCGCAAACGAGACUACAAAGGAAUGUUUCAAGCAAGGCUUUGG
Messenger RNA from Lymnaea stagnalis (great pond snail), 8622 nucleotides. NCBI's taxonomy places the organism in Eukaryota, Metazoa, Mollusca, Gastropoda, Lymnaeidae. The record is from the annotation of a GenBank genome assembly.